This is a messenger RNA of Camelina sativa (false flax), 2104 nucleotides long. Its product is annotated as serine/threonine-protein kinase PBL35. Gene Ontology annotation, molecular function: protein kinase activity; ATP binding. The record is from RefSeq and is a predicted model, not a curated record. Gene Ontology annotation, biological process: protein phosphorylation. NCBI's taxonomy places the organism in Eukaryota, Viridiplantae, Streptophyta, Magnoliopsida, Brassicales, Brassicaceae.
AAUAGGAUACGAAAUUGUAAUAUGCGUUUUGUAACUGUUGAGACUUGAGAGAGAGAGUUAGCAAACAAACACAUGAUGCUAUGUAUGCUAUGAUAUGAUUCUGCUGCCCCAAUCUCUCUCUCUCUCUCUUGCCCGUCUCUUCUUCUUCUUCUUCUUCUUCUUCUUCUUCUUUCAUCUCUCUCUUCACACAGACAUCAAAUUCCCUUUUUGACUAAAGUUACGCCACCUCCCUUCGUUUUCUCUUUCUUUCUUUCUUUCUCCCCCAACCCAACAAGUGAAUCUUACUUCUUCUCUCUUUACAACUGCGAUUCUGAUUUUCUAGGGUUUCUGUUUUUACCUCUCUCGAUUGUGGUCUGAUCAAAGUUUCGUCCUUUUUUUAUUUUUUGGGGGAGAGAGAGAGAGAGAGAGAGAGAGAUGGAUUUAGAUUCUGUCAAAGUUAUGGAGAAUUGGCAAUCGGAGAAAGCUAAUGAGAGUGAGACGAAUAAGAAGAAGAGAAGGAAGAAGAAGAAGAACAAUGUCAGAAACAGUGAAUGUAAAGAAUCUAAUAAUGGGUUUUGGGUCAAAUUUAAGUUUAUGGUUUGUUGCGUGUCUUCUACAUCAGACGUUGAGAGUUCUCUCACUCUCUCUUCAAGCACUGUGGGAAGUAAGUCCGCAACUGUGAAAUCAAAUGAUCAACCGGUUGGUCCAGUUUCUUCUACAACUACAACUAGCAAUGCUGAAAGCUCUUUGUCCACUCCUAUGAUUAGUGAAGAACUUAAGCUCUAUUCUCACCUCAAGAAGUUUACUUUCAUUGAUCUCAAGCUUGCAACUAGAAAUUUCAGACCCGAAAGUCUUCUCGGUGAAGGUGGUUUUGGUUGUGUCUUUAAAGGAUGGGUUGAGGAGAAUGGGACUGCUCCUGUUAAGCCUGGCACUGGCCUCACUGUCGCUGUCAAAACCUUAAAUCCUGAUGGACUUCAGGGUCAUAAAGAGUGGCUUGCUGAGAUUAAUUAUCUCGGCAAUCUUCUCCAUCCCAAUCUUGUUAAACUGGUGGGUUAUUGUAUCGAAGAUGAUCAAAGGCUGCUGGUUUAUGAGUUUAUGCCCCGAGGAAGUUUGGAGAAUCACCUUUUCAGAAGGUCGUUGCCUCUUCCAUGGUCAAUUCGGAUGAAGAUUGCAUUAGGUGCUGCAAAGGGUCUCAGUUUCCUUCAUGAAGAAGCUCUAAAGCCGGUCAUUUAUCGAGAUUUCAAAACCUCAAAUAUUUUACUUGAUGCAGACUACAAUGCUAAAUUAUCAGAUUUUGGUCUUGCCAAAGAUGCUCCUGAUGAAGGCAAAACCCAUGUGUCUACUCGAGUCAUGGGCACUUAUGGUUAUGCUGCUCCUGAGUAUGUAAUGACCGGUCACUUGACAUCAAAAAGCGAUGUUUACAGUUUCGGUGUGGUUCUACUUGAAAUGCUGACUGGUAGAAGAUCUAUGGACAAAAACCGACCAAAUGGUGAACACAACCUUGUUGAAUGGGCGAGACCACAUCUCCUGGACAAAAGAAGAUUCUACAGGUUACUUGAUCCGAGGCUUGAGGGUCAUUUCUCGGUGAAAGGAGCUCAAAAAGUGACACAGCUUGCAGCAAAAUGCCUUAGCCGUGACCCCAAAAUAAGACCGAAAAUGAGUGAAGUGGUGGAAAUCCUAAAGCCUCUCCCACAUCUCAAGGACAUGGCUAGCACGUCUUACUACUUCCAGACUAUGCAAGCUGAACGUUUGAAAUCUGUGUCAGGGUCAGGGUCAGGUCGUGGAUUAGGGUCAAGAAAUGGGCAACCUGUGUUUCGAACUCUGUCUAGUCCUCAUGGUCAAGCUGGUUCCUCCCCUUAUCGUCAUCAGAUUCCAUCUCCUAAGCCUAAAGGUGCAACUACUUAGAGAUUUUGCACUUUCCUGUGACGUAAGCAAGAACGUCUCUUCUUAACAAAUGUAAAACAACAAAUCGAUAUUUCUUAACCCGAUGAUUUUAAAAGAAAGGCGAUUUUUAAGGUUUAUUCUGAAGAAGAUCCCAACUUGUGAAUGUUACCUUUGUGACCUCAUGUGUUUUCGUCUGUUGUAUUAUUGAACAAUUGUCUUCUUAGGGGUAAUAUUGUCGUCA